This is a messenger RNA of Peromyscus leucopus (white-footed mouse), 2148 nucleotides long. RefSeq names its product beta-1,4-galactosyltransferase 5 (gene B4galt5). The transcript is spliced from 9 exons. Gene Ontology annotation, molecular function: UDP-galactose:glucosylceramide beta-1,4-galactosyltransferase activity. Gene Ontology annotation, biological process: glycoprotein biosynthetic process; carbohydrate metabolic process. The record is from RefSeq and is a predicted model, not a curated record. Bases 10 to 1320 code for a protein of 436 amino acids. NCBI's taxonomy places the organism in Eukaryota, Metazoa, Chordata, Mammalia, Rodentia, Cricetidae.
UCCCGCCUCAUGUGGCCCGGCCCGCGGCGGCCGGCGGCUGAAAGCGCGAGGCGGCGGCGCGCGAAGCCCGGAAGGCGGCGGCCGAGGCCCAGGCGGCGGACCGGAGCGGCGGGAGCGGGCCCGGGCCGGCCCUCGAGCGGCCGCCGGCUCAGCAUGCGCGCCCGCCGGGGGCUGCUGCGGCUGCCGCGCCGCUCGAUGCUCGCCGCGCUCUUCUUCUUCUCGCUGUCGUCUUCGCUGCUCUACUUCGUCUAUGUGGCGCCCGGCAUAGUGAAUACCUACCUCUUCAUGGUGCAGGCUCAAGGCAUCCUGCUUCGGGACAACGUGAGGACCAUCGGUGCCCAGGUGUAUGAGCAGGUAGUCCGCAGCGCCUAUGCCAAGAGGAACAGCAGCCUGAACGAUUCAGAUUAUCCUCUGGACUUGAACCACAGUGAAGCCUUCCCCCCAACCACGACAUUUCUUCCUGAAGAUUUCACCUACUUCGCCAACCACCCUUGCCCAGAGAGGCUCCCUUCCAUGAAGGGCCCAAUAGACAUAAACAUGAGUGAAAUCAGAAUGGACGAUAUUCACGAGCUCUUCUCCAGAGACCCAGCCAUCAAGCUCGGAGGCCACUGGAAGCCUUCGGACUGUGUGCCUCGAUGGAAGGUGGCCAUCCUCAUCCCCUUCAGGAACCGCCAUGAGCACCUCCCAGUCCUCCUGCGACACCUGCUCCCCAUGCUUCAGCGCCAGCGCCUGCAGUUCGCCUUCUACGUGGUCGAGCAAGUUGGCACUCAGCCCUUUAACCGAGCCAUGCUUUUCAAUGUGGGCUUUCAAGAAGCCAUGAAGGACUUGGAUUGGGACUGCCUGAUCUUUCAUGAUGUGGAUCAUAUACCCGAGAGUGACCGGAACUACUAUGGCUGUGGACAGAUGCCCAGGCACUUUGCGACCAAACUGGACAAAUACAUGUACCUGCUUCCCUACGCAGAGUUUUUUGGUGGAGUAAGCGGCUUGACUGUAGAACAGUUUCGGAAAAUCAAUGGCUUUCCUAACGCCUUCUGGGGCUGGGGUGGAGAAGAUGACGAUCUGUGGAACAGGGUACAAAAUGCAGGCUAUUCUGUGAGCCGGCCAGAAGGGGACACGGGAAAAUACAAGUCUAUUCCUCACCACCAUCGAGGAGAAGUCCAGUUUCUUGGAAGGUACGCUCUGCUGAGGAAGUCAAAGGAGCGGCAAGGGCUGGACGGCCUCAACAACCUCAACUACUUUGCAAACGUCACGUACGACGCCUUGUAUAAAAACAUAACUGUCAACUUGACACCCGAGCUGGCUCAGGUGACUGAGUACUGAGAUGUGGAGAGAAGCCGCAUCCGCCUACCCACCACCCCUCAGAAGCGCUGUGGUGCGCCAUCCUGGGGGUCAACACAGGACGAGGACAGAAGGAGAGUGGAGUGCAGGACCGUAGGGUUCCAGAAAACUGUCACAGAGUACGCGCACAAAGGCCUUUGCUGUAGGCUCAAACAGGGACAGGCGGCUUGGGGACACCUCUCAUCAGCACUGGCUUCCUUCCACAAGACAGACGUCUGCCCUGCUGCCCUCUUCUGUCCCCACCCAGGGCCAGGCUAGGUGCCCCUCGGAGAGAUGGAUGGCCGGGCCCAGAGGCUGCCAUGGCAGCCACCCCUGGCUUGAAGCAGGAGGACCCACCACACCACACUGUUCGUUCUGCACCUCUGUGUCUUCUUUGGCUUCAUUUUCUUUAGGGUCUUUCUUUUCUUCCUUCCUUCCUUCCUUCCUUCCUUCCUUCCUUCCUUCCUUCCUUCCUUCCUUUCUUUUCUUCCCCCCCCUUUUUUUUUUUAAAGAAAAUUACCUGCUUUGGUGGGGACUGAGGGGGGAGGGACUUGGGAUGGUAGACACAUUAACAGUCACUUCUUGAAGAAGUGUAAUUGUAAAUAAGCCAUGUAAAAUGCCUUUUUAAAGUUUAAUUUUAUAGCUGGCUCCACUUGAAAGUGAGGGCUUCAUAUAUUAGAUGACCUUGGGGGGCAAACAUAACUGAGUUACCACACAGUUGAAGAACAUCAUCUCCCAAAUCCCUGUCAUUUCAGAAGGGAGUGGACACAGGGCAGAGCAAAGAACUUGUCACUACAGCCUCCCCUCCCUCCCCUCCCCUCCCCUCCCCUC